UUGUUUCUAUCUUUGUUUGAUCCCUACUACAAAAAACCCUACUUUGCUUCAUAUAUUUUUUUUUUUUAUCUCUCACGCUCGCAGCUGCUCCAGGGAUACCCCCACUCACAUCACAGAUCUGAGAUCGGUGGGAAACGUUUUUCCGUGAAGCCAUGGCUCUGAUCUUGCAUGCUGGGAAGACAAACAAAAAUGCUUACAAGACACUCAUUGCUGCGGAGUACACUGGUGUGGAAGUGGAACUAGUCCCAGGUUUCGAGAUGGGUGUCUCUAAUAAAACUCCUGAAUUCCUCAAGAUGAACCCUAUUGGGAAGGUUCCUGUGUUGGAAACACCUGAUGGUCCCAUAUUUGAGAGCAAUGCUAUAGCACGUUAUGUUACUCGCCUGAAGGCUGACAAUCCUCUAUAUGGUUCUUCCCAUAUUGAUUACGGCCAUAUAGAGCAGUGGAUUGAUUUUGCAUCAUUGGAAAUUGACACUAAUCUCGUGUAUUGGUUUAGACCUAGAAUGGGACAUGUUGUACACCUUCCUCCGGCCGAGGAAGCUGCAAUUUCUGCACUGAAGAGAGCACUUGGUGCUCUAAACACUCAUCUUGCUUCCAACACAUACCUCGUUGGGCAUUCUGUUACCCUGGCCGAUAUUGUUAUGAUAUGCAACUUAUACCUUGGGUUCACCCGGCUCAUGACUAAGAGCUUUACGUCUGAGUUCCCUCAUGUGGAGAGAUACUUCUGGACCUUGGUUCAUCAACCAAAUUUCAAGAAGAUUCUGGGUGAGGUGAAGCAGACCGAGUCUGUUCCACCUGUUCCAUCGGCAAAGAAACCUUCUCAUCCAAAGGAAUCAGCUAAAGCAAAGCCCAAGGAUGAACCCAAGAAAGAAGCCAAAAAGGAGGAGCCGGCAACGCCCAAACCAGAAGCUGGUGAGGAGGAGGCCUCAAAGCCCAAGCCUAAGAACCCACUAGAUCUGCUGCCCCCAAGUAAGAUGAUCCUGGAUGAGUGGAAGAGGCUUUACUCAAACACAAAAACCAAUUUCCGUGAGGUUGCUAUUAAAGGGUUCUGGGACAUGUACGAUCCUGAGGGAUACUCUCUGUGGUUCUGUGAUUACAAGUACGAUGAUGAAAACACUGUUUCCUUUGUAACACUGAAUAAGGUCGGGGGAUUUCUUCAGAGGAUGGAUCUAGCUCGCAAAUAUGCUUUUGGGAAGAUGCUAGUGAUAGGUUCAGAGCCACCAUUCAAGGUGAAGGGGCUGUGGCUUUUCCGUGGGCGAGAAAUUCCGCAAUUUGUGCUUAAUGAGUGCUAUGACAUGGAGCUCUACGAUUGGAGGAAGGUGGAUCUCACAGAUGAAGCCCAAAAGGAGCGUGUCAAUCAGAUGAUUGAAGAUUACGAGCCUUUCGAGGGAGAGCCUCUUCUGGAUGCCAAGUGCUUCAAGUGAAUGAUGAUCCCAAUCGCUGGAUAGAAAGUUGUGCCUUAUAUUGUGUCGGGUUUUUUUUUUUUUUUUUUUUGUAAUCCUGGUAGAGCUUCUCUUCAUUUUGUUUGAAACAGACUGGAGUCUGCCAGCCAUUUUGGUUUUGAGUGACCUAUUAUUUAUAAUCUUGUUUUUGUCGUU
Juglans microcarpa x Juglans regia is the source of this 1595-nucleotide messenger RNA. Its product is annotated as elongation factor 1-gamma-like. The record is from RefSeq and is a predicted model, not a curated record. The coding region runs from base 153 to 1421 and encodes 422 amino acids. Gene Ontology annotation, biological process: translational elongation. NCBI's taxonomy places the organism in Eukaryota, Viridiplantae, Streptophyta, Magnoliopsida, Fagales, Juglandaceae. Gene Ontology annotation, molecular function: translation elongation factor activity; glutathione transferase activity. The transcript has 8 exons.